GGCACGACGACAUAGCUGCACCAUCAUCGACCACCAUUCCUAGGCGCCUCAUUCUCCAUAUCCAAGAGCUUGCAGAUCCCCGACUUGUGCAGCUUGCCCGCGCCGCUUUUUCAACACCUUCUUGCUCAACUCGCUUUACUCUCCAUUGUCGCUUCAUCCAUACCUUCGUUCAUGUCUUUUGCCCGUGGACGACGACGUUUCUGGGGCUAGGGUCAGCUGUCCCGCCCUGUUGAACAAGAGGCCGGUCCCAGAAAUCGCACUUCCAUUUCGCACCCCGGCACCCUUCUGCUACAGAAACCUCAUAGCUGUCUGGAUAGAGCUCGGUACUGCUGCUAUUGAUAAUGGCUUCCAUGGAACCUUCCGAAGACGAGGUGUCGCAAGUCGUUGACUUUGCGGGCCUCCACCCCGUCGAUGAUCGAACCAUGAUCAUGAAUGCACUAAGGAAUAAUAAUCGCAAUGUUGAAACGGUUGUUAUGCAGUACUUCGACAACUCGGAGUCGUUCCGCCAGAAAUAUGCGUUGGCCUGGAAUGAAUCAAUGUUUUCAGCAGAUAGAGACGGCACAACUGGUAACAACACAGGCAUCUCAUUUCACAUUGAAUCACUAGAAGGCAAUGAUAUUAUACAGGGAGUUACGCCCCCCCCUCCUAGCUACCCUAUUGGAGCUCCAUCAAGACCCCCAUCACGAUCGAAUAACAGAUCUCCACUUGGUAAUAUGAUUGACUGGACUGCGGGAGACGCAGCUGGAGGGCCUACUAUGCACUCACAAGAAGAAGACGAUAUGCAACGAGCCUUACGAGAGUCGGCAGAAGAAGCAGGGUUUUCUCUGCCUCCACAGGAGUCUGGGGUUAUGGACCUCUCCACUGCAACGCCGUACUUUGGCCCUGCGAACCGGUCCGACUAUGAUCAGAGCAACUGGGCCAUGGUACCUGUUGCGCCGCUAAAGGCGAAGCUAUCAAGUGCCCCUACGCCGUCCCAAAGAAAGCGAGAUCCCGAAGCUCCUGCAUUCAUUGUUCAAGGAUCCAGCUCGGUCGGCAACCACAGCUUGGGCGGCUUACUCACCAUUCUUCACGAAAUCCCGUUGGCGAGAAAUACUCUUCUACAGUGCGGCGCUCCUGCAGCCUCUUACGGGUUUAAUAGCCAGUGGUGGAAUGGGCAGGAAAUUCUGCCUCCAAAUGUUUUACGCCAAAUGCACUCCGAGGGCUCGGCAUGGGGUGACGACAACUACGAGACCCCGAGGCCAAAUUUUGAAGAGGAAAUACAUCGGCUCAUGGCCUUCCUCGAUUCGACGGAGAGAAGUUACGGAACGGUUAAUACCCUCACUGAGUUGCUUUCUGGCGCCAGUAAUGGGGUAGAAAAGCUAUUCUACGAACGUUUGGGUCAAGUGAACGACGAGAUUCUUGGGCCAUUAUAUCAAGAGGCAUCCCUCGUUAAUGUUGGUGGUGACGACGUGGGCGAAAACAGUUAUGAGAAUGCGAGGUUUGGAUUGCUGGUAAUCGAUCAUAGACGGCCUGAUUACGCUCACAUCAAAACACUCUACGAGGCCCUUGAUCAUUUGAUGUGGGGUGACGUGCUGUCCUGGGCGGAUCCUAGUGAGACGUCCAAGAUGGCCAUGUUCCAAACCAUGGGCGAGGUGCUUGUUAUAAAGAUCGGCAGCGAAGGCCCCCCCGAAUCGUUUGAAAUCCCAGAGGUCUUUUAUCCCGAGCGAUAUCUGGCUAGCCGUAAGGAGGAAGCCAGAAGAAUAAUGUCCGCUUGGUGUAAGACCAAAAAUGACAUCGACAGAGUGACAACGGAAGAGCGACGGCUACAAGAAUGGCACAAUGAUUGGAACCAGCUGUCUCUUGAUAAGAGUGAAAUGAUCUCCAAAGCCAAGGAGCAGUGGCAGGCAUUCUCAAAGUAUCUAGAGACUGCUGGACAAUUUCAGGGAAUGGAGGCUUCGGCGUUCGAUAUCAACAAGUAUCCUGAUUAUCGGACGGCUCCUUGUCAAAUGAACGACGAGCAGGUUAAGCAUUCGCAGCAGGUAAAUGAGGUGUUGCUUCUGACAGAGCGAAUAUUAUCCGACAUUGAGACAAGGACCGAAGAUCUCCGUGCUCAGCUGGAGCAAAUUCAAGCCAAGCAGCGCUUUCUUGGUAAACUUCUGACAAAGGCAGAUAAGCCAGGCCGGCCAAAGCCAAUGACGUGCAAGAAGUAUCUUCUUCGGGGUAUAGCAACUGACAGGGAUAUUGUCUACGUCUGCCAGCGAGUUCACUCAGAGUCGGCGGAGUCAGAGAGCCCAGACACGCCAAUUGAUCAGUGGUGGCGAUUGGAACUUUGUACUGAUGAUGACCACCAACCAGUUAAAUCAGAGAAAAUUGAUAUUGAGCGAGUUUUGAGAAACGUAUGGUACGAAACAAAGACGCCGCUGCUUCUAUAUGCCACCGAGGAAGCAGUUUCGACACCAAGGACGCCACUAUCAGAUUCCUUGAACAUGUUUUCCAAGUCGGAUAAUAAGGCAUUUCGACAAGAACUUAGACAGCCUACCGCUGACAGUGGAGAAGAAAGGAUGCGUGUAUCUGUGGAUCCUAUCUCACCUUCCAAGAGGAAACAUAGAGACAGUAUGGAUUCGAUGAAUAGCAACCGGGCGUCUAUCGGCAGCGAGGAUAGAGAUCCAUUUGCGAGUGUAUUUGACGGACAGUUAGAAGAAGCGCAGACGGAACUGAUAGAUAUGUCUGGAAGCAAGCCAGACCACGCCAGGGCCUCCGACUUUGAAAGUAAAUUUGGAGAUUACGGAAUCUCUGCACGGAUGAACGUCGAGUCUGCAACUUUGACCCCAGAUACGCUGGCGGCCGACGAAGGUGCGUCACAACGGCCAACACCUCCGUCUCUGGAAGCUAGCCAGCCAAACGACGUGACGAAUAUGACGGAUACAAGCAUGACCAAGGGUCCGGAGAUGCAAGAACGAGCUCGACCAAUGACAUUUGUACGACCUUCGCAAGCGAGCGAGGGAGGUGGAGACUUGAGUAUGGACAUGGAAAUACCGGAUGUACAGGAAUAGACGUUCUACUACGGUAGUAUAAGACUAUGGGAGUAUGAUAUUUGGUGCACAAGCUUAUUGUCAGGGAUGAAAAAGAAAGGGAAGAGAGGAGAAGAAUUGAGGACAAAGGCGGUUUGAUACUGAGGAAGAGAAAAGGAUGUUUGGUGGUCCUUUGUAUAUGGGGUAAACUGGGUCGGCCAACAGUCUACACAUCUUAUUGGUUGAUACUAUAGCAUAUUUAAGCGAGCUUUGCUGAGACCUUGAAUGAAAUUGUCUUUACUGUUCAAGGUGACGGAGUUGGCUAAUGUCAAAAAAGGUGAGAGAGUGCUCAGAAUACUGGUGUUGCAGGGUGUAGAGAUUCUGGUUAUUGUCAAUGCUGGC
Messenger RNA from Trichoderma asperellum CBS 433.97, 3392 nucleotides. The record is from RefSeq and is a predicted model, not a curated record. NCBI's taxonomy places the organism in Eukaryota, Fungi, Ascomycota, Sordariomycetes, Hypocreales, Hypocreaceae.